Phalacrocorax carbo (great cormorant) is the source of this 1194-nucleotide messenger RNA. The record is from RefSeq and is a predicted model, not a curated record. NCBI's taxonomy places the organism in Eukaryota, Metazoa, Chordata, Aves, Suliformes, Phalacrocoracidae.
UUUGCAACUCAUUGAUGGACAAUAACCUGUUUAUUCUAACAGGGACAUCCUGGUCUCCAUAAGCCUGACCGUGGUGGGAUUCUGCAUGAUGCUGUCCACCAAGAGGCAUGGUACCAGCAUCCUGACCGUAAAGGAAAUCCUGGAAAAUGGCUUUGUGGCUGGGGUCUCUAGCCAUACACGUUCUUCUCCUGUCCAGAGUUAUUACAUGGAUGAUAGCAGUGCCUCCAAACCGGACACCUGGGAGUUUCUCAUGGACUUGGACAAUGCAACAAAAAGCAGUUCCCCUUGCGUAAUCAAGCAGUCAGAGUCUCUGAGCAGCUGUGUGAAGACUGACCUGAACAGCCUGACCCAGGGUGUCUCUGACCUCAGUCUCGUCUGCUUCUGCAAGACCAACCACAGUCAGGCUGCCUUUGACCUGUCUAAUUUGCCUUGUGAGCACCGCAGCAGAGCCAGCUCCCUGAUGGAUGUGGCAUCGCAGAACACCUCAACGCCAUGCAAGAAAGAAAAGUGCCCGAAACCACUGGAGAGCCUGCUCUCCAAGAGCAUCGAGCUCAUCGGUGACGUCUCAACCCUUGGGAAGAUGCCAGCACCCGGAUGGGAGAUCUCAGCAAUAAAAGCCCCUCUGGAUACCAGCCUGUCCCUUGAUGUCAGCAGUGAGGAGUUAAGGCUACUGGGAUGCUCCAAACUGGACACUCCAUCCCUGGAGACCUCUGUAGUAAUUCCUCUGGCGUGGCCUGGUGGGUUCAGGAGGCACCCUACGCUGAUCCACAGGACUGUUGCCCCUGAGAGCCAGCUGAACGACCUUCAGCCCAUCCCCGAGUUUUUCCCCCCCGCUCUGUGAGGCUGCCGCUGCCCUGGCUCCGCGCCGGAGCACGGCGGGCUGCGGGGCGCCCGCCCGGGGACCUGCCGCGCUGCCGAGGAGCACGAUGCGCACAGCGGAUCCCUGCUGCAGCACAGAAGAUGCCGCCCCCCUGCCCUGCCCUGAGCCAGGGGCUUGCUUGCUGAUGGCACACCGGUGAAAGGCUAAAUGCUCCAGCCGGGGGUGCCCGGAAUGGCAAGCUGCUCGGGGCCCUGCUGAAGCGCAGGCUGUGCACGGCACCCCUGGAAGGCAGCGCCCGCUCAGCAGCAGCCCUCCUGGCUCCCCCCUCCCUUCCCCGACCGCUGUCUCUUGUCUUAAUGCAAUAAAGAUAUACA